Gracilinanus agilis (Agile Gracile Mouse Opossum) is the source of this 3127-nucleotide messenger RNA. RefSeq names its product periaxin-like. The transcript has a single exon. Gene Ontology annotation, biological process: peripheral nervous system myelin maintenance; regulation of RNA splicing. The annotation marks the transcript as partial. Gene Ontology annotation, cellular component: cytoplasm; nucleus. NCBI's taxonomy places the organism in Eukaryota, Metazoa, Chordata, Mammalia, Didelphimorphia, Didelphidae. The record is from RefSeq and is a predicted model, not a curated record.
CUCCCAAAGGUGCCCGAGAUGAAGCUGCCCAAGGUCCCGGAUAUGUCUAUCCCAGAGGUGCACCUUCCAGAAGUCCAGCUCCCAAAGGUGCCCGAGAUGAAGCUGCCCAAGGGGCCUGAGGUUUCCAUUCCAGAGGUGCACCUCCCAGAGGUCCAGCUCCCAAAGGUGACUGAGAUGAAGCUGCCCAAGGUCCCAGAUAUGUCUAUCCCAGAUGUGCACCUUCCAGAAGUGCAGCUCCCCAAAGUGCCAGAGAUGCAAAUGCCCAAGAUGCCAGAAAUGCACCUCCCUAAGAUGCCUGAGAUGAAGUUGCCCAGAGGUUCAGAGGUGCAGAUGCCCAAGGCUCCAGAUGUGCGGCUUCCUAGAGAACGUGGGGCAGAGCGGGCCGAGGGCCUAGACUUUGGCUUUAGAUUGCCCAAGAUGUCUAUACCCAAGUUGGGACGGGUGGGAUCUCCUCCCCGGGCCAAGGUUGGGGUGGUGAGCCCUGAAAUCUCAGGGCGUGGGGAGCCAUUGGCCAGGCUCGAGACAGGGGCCAAGGGGCCUGAGGCCCGGCUCAGCUUCCCCUCCGUUACACUGCCCUCCGUGGAACUGGAGCUGCCCGGUGCUGGGCUCCAGGGCCUCCCUAAAGGUGAGGAACAGGGCAAGGCGGGCCCACCAAAGGGAGCUGCUCCCACAUCUAAGCUUCCUGCAGAGCCUUCUGGGAUCUCCCUUGGUACAGUGGAGGUAGGGGAGGCUGGGUUCAAGAUGCCCGGCCUGGUGCUGCCCGCUGUUGAGAUAGUUGCCCCAAAGCUUCCUGAAGGAGAGGCACAGGGGAAGCUGGAAGUAUCUGAGCCCAAACUCAAGUCUCCCAAGUUCUCCCUGCCUAAGUUUGGGCUUUCGGGCCCCAAAGUAGGCAAAGGGGAAGGGGACAGUGAAGGGGGUGUACGUGGAGCCAAGCUGAAAACAUCUAAGUUUGGCAUCACCUUCCCCAAGGUCAGAACAGGUGCUGAGACUGAAACCAAAGAAUCUGGGGAGGGCCUUCAGCUGCCUGCCUUCGGGGUCUCUGUCCCUCAACUUAGCCUGGAUGUCCAGUUACCCACAGGCAAGUUGGAGGUGCCUGGCGAACUGCCCGACGUCAAGCUCAAGAGCCCCAAGUUUGCUUUGCCCAGGUUUGGGGCCAAGGGCAAGGAUGUGGAGGCCGGAGAGAUGGUGGUGGGGGAAGGAGAAGCAGAAAGCAAAGGCCGAGGAUGGGAGACUAAGGUGAAGAUGCCCAAGUUUAAGAUACCCUCAUUCGGGCUGGCACGGGGAAGAGAAGUGGAAGAUGGAGACCAGAGUGGUCUUGAGGAAAAACUCCACGUGGGGCAUGCUGUGUUAAAAAUACCCCAAGUAGAGCUGCCCACAUUGGUGGCACAGGGGGAGGGAAGAGGGGAGGUGGAGAUGGAGAUGGCAAGGGCAGAGGCCAAGCUGCCCGUUGUUCAGAUCUCAGUGCCAGGGCUGGCAAGUGGGGCAGAGCAGGUGGGCAUGGAAGUCUCUGAGGAUGCCAGGGGCUACAAGGGAGAGCUGACGGUGCCCACAUUGGGGAUCACAGUUCCCCAGGUAGAACUAACUGGUUUUAGUGGGGUUGGAGAAGGGACGAGGUCUGAAGAGCGAGCCUUCCAGGGGCAGAGGGAAGGGAUGGCUGUGGCAACAGAAGGUGGUGCGGGCUUCCGGGUACAGUUACCUCAGGUGGACUUGUCUCUUCCGAGAGCCCAGUUAGAGGGAGGGGAGAUGCUUGUGGGGGAGGGGGUGUUCAAGAUGCCUGAUGUGGCUGUGCCCCAGCUGGAGUUGGAUGUGGGACUCAGUCACAAGACAGAGGGGAUCAAGGAUGCUCUGGCAGGGGGUGAGGCUCAGGCUGUGGCUGAAGGUACAGGAGAGGGGAGGUUCCGGUUGAAGAUGCCCACUCUCAAGGGCAGCGGGGAGGGGGAGAGUCAGCCUCUGGGCCCACCUGGAGCAGCCCUCGACCAUACCUUCCACCUCUCCCUUCCAGACGUGGGCUUCACCGUAGAGCCAGGUACUGGGCAGGCAGGCACACCCCCAGAAGGGGGCAAGCAACGCUCCUGGAUGCCUGAGGUGGAACUCUCCCCACCCCCCAUGGGCAGCCAUGCCGAAUACCAGGUGGCUGGGGAUGGGCUGGAAGGCGAGGCUGGGCGUAGACCCAAGAUCAAACUGCCUCGAUUUGGGCUCUUGCUAGGGAAAGAAGAGGGAGAUGAUGUGGAGAAGGCCAAGGGAAAGAAGGCGGCAAAGGGGUCAGGCAAGGAGGAGACUAAAGUCUCCCCAGGGUCAGGCAAAUCUACCCUCUUGUCUUGGGGUGGUUCUGGGGAGGGGGCUGGGGAGGCUGGUGGCCGGGUCCGGAGUCCUAAGCUAAGACUGCCUAAAGUGGGCUUUGCCAAGGGUGAAGCACCUGACGCCAAUGGGACCAGCUCCCCAGGUGAAGAGGAGGGAGCAGCAGCUGCCCUACACAAUGGUGCGUCCACAGGCCGCGUUGGCCGAGUGUGCCUGCCCCAAGUGGAACUUGCUUCUCCCUACAGAAGCCCAGAGCAGGACCCCGAGUUGAGCCGGGGCCUAGUUGGGGUGGAUAUCGGGCCCUUUGCAGCCUUGCGGACCACUCGUUUCCGCUCACCCUUCUCUAGCCGCUCUAAAGAAGAAGGGGAGCUUGGUGGGACUGAGGGGUCCCAGAGGUCCCCUGGAGAGAAGUCCCCCAAAUUCCACUUCCCCAAGGUGUCAUUGAGCCCCAAGGCACAGGGAGCAGCCAAGGGAGCGCUGAGUGAGGAGGAGGGAACGUUCAGGGUUCGGUUGCCUAAGGUGGGCUUCUUGGAGACAGAAACUGACGGGGAGCCGACCCCUCUGGGCACUGCCAAGAUGGAGGGGGCCCAAACAGCAGCCGUCUAAGUUCUUCUGGGGAGAUGGCAGCAUCUUCCCUUUUCUCUCCCUACAACUCUGUGUGUGUGUUAGAUACUAGCACUAACCCUAUGAGGCCUGAGAGGUGGGGGCAACCCAGGAACCACCAGGCACCAGCUUCUGCUGUCCCCUGCUCAGGCUGCAUGCUUCUCGUUGGAAACAUCUGUGUAAUGGCCAAGAGCCAACUGGUAUGAAUAAAAUAACCCUAAGUCUG